This is a messenger RNA of Penicillium macrosclerotiorum, 513 nucleotides long. It is a transcript of the gene nut2, whose product is annotated as mediator complex subunit NUT2. The record is from RefSeq and is a predicted model, not a curated record. Gene Ontology annotation, cellular component: mediator complex. Lineage: Eukaryota; Fungi; Ascomycota; Eurotiomycetes; Eurotiales; Aspergillaceae. Bases 1 to 513 code for a protein of 170 amino acids. Gene Ontology annotation, molecular function: transcription coregulator activity. Gene Ontology annotation, biological process: regulation of transcription by RNA polymerase II. The transcript is spliced from 3 exons.
AUGGCACCGAUAAUGCUGAAAACGGUCGAUGAGGACCUCAAAGAUGUCAUCCAGCACCUCUUUGAGAUCCAAUCCGCCGUCCACGGCUAUCUAGGCCCAGAAACGCAACAGGAGCUUGUCCGCAAGAUCAAAAACCUCACUGUCGCUCUCAAAACACUAUCCUCCCAUACCGAUAUCCCUCAAGACCACAGCACCACCGACCCCGGUCCCGCAAGCGACCCAGCUAAUCCGCCCCUCGCGAGCAUCCAGCUUCCACCCGAGAUCAUCGAUUACGUCGACGCGGCGCGGAACCCAGAUAUCUAUACGCGCGAGUUCGUGGAGCUGGUGCAGCGAGGCAACCAGGACCUCAAGGGCAAGCGUGAGGCAUUCGCCGGGUUCCGCGACGUGCUGGCACGCGAGAUGCGCAGUGCCAUGCCGGAGUGUCGGGCAGAGGUGGACCGCGUUGUGGCGGCGACGGGUGGUGACGGAGCGGACGGUGAGCGGAGAGCGGAUGGUUCCGUGCCAGAACGGUGA